Thamnophis sirtalis is the source of this 792-nucleotide messenger RNA. NCBI's taxonomy places the organism in Eukaryota, Metazoa, Chordata, Lepidosauria, Squamata, Natricidae. The record is from RefSeq and is a predicted model, not a curated record.
GACAAUAAGAAAAUGACUAAUGGAUAUUUCCAUAAUGAAAAUCUUAAAGCUCUUUCGGGUAACUUAUUUGCUGCUGGUACAGAAACAACUGGAAGCACUCUGUGCUGGGCCAUACUCCUGAUGAUGAAAUACCCAGAAAUCCAGAGGAAGGUCCAAGAAGAAAUUGCAAAGGAGAUUGGGGUUCGUCAGCCAAGGACAGAAGACCGAUUCAAAAUGCCUUACACCAACGCUGUAAUUCAUGAGGUCCAAAGGUUUGCUGAUAUUGUUCCAACUAACUUGCCACAUGCAACCACCAUGGACAUAACUUUCAAAGGCUUCUUCAUUCCCAAGGGCAUGCAAAUUGUUCCUUUGCUAUCAUCAGUGCUCCAUGAUGAAUCUCAGUGGGAGAAACCCUAUAAAUUUUAUCCUGAGCAUUUUCUUGACUCUGAAGGAAAAUUUAUGAAGAGGGAUGCAUUCAUGCCAUUUUCUGCAGGUAAGAGAAUAUGUGCAGGUGAGACCCUUGCCAAAAUGGAGCUCUUCCUCUUCUUUACCAGCCUCCUGCAGAAAUUUACCUUCCAGACACCCCUAGGAAUAUCUAAAGAUGAUCUAGUCCUGACCCCAGCAACUGGGUUUAUAACAUCUGCUAUACCCUAUAAGACCUGUGCCAUUCCAUGUUCAUAAGACACAAGACCUUCAUAACAGCCUUUCUCAGUAUGGGGAAUGUGAUUCUGUAUAAUCUUAAGAGUCUGUCUGAAACUGUACUAUAAUUAUUUGCAUACACAAAAAAUCUAGAUUCUGAGCAUGAAAAGGAUA